AUGGAUGCAGCAGAAACAAGCGUGCUUUCGACCGAAAAUCAAUCUUUGGCCGAAGAAAUAAAUAGUGUAUCGGCCAGUAUUGUCAAUCAACAGGUAUGUUGAAAAAAAUGGCAUAAAAACAAGUCGGAUUCCCCAAUGUUUCCCCCAAAAAUUAUUUCACAAAAAUGCUCAAAAACAAAUCUCAUUAUGACAAUCAUUAAUUUUAUCGAUAGAAAGUUUUAUAAUUGAUUCACCAACUUUCCCCCACGAAUUUUUUUUCAUAAGAACAUAACGAACAUAACUAUACAGCAGAUAAAAGGAAAAUUGUCUACUUUCAAUUUUGUUUCUCCAGGAACGUUGCGAAGUCAUUAGUGAGCUUAAGCAAGAGCGACGUUUUUGUCAACACGAACGUUGGUAUAACUCAUUUUGCAUGCAUUUUGUAUCAUAGCGCUCGUGUAAAGAAGCAAAAAAUUUAAAAAUCUUAUGUUUUGUCAUAUGUGUAAAAAGAUUAAUACAAACUGAUGCAAACACAGUUUUUAAUCCAGUUUCCCCUCGGCACUCUGGCGUCCGUGUUGACAAAAACCUCGCUUGUUUAAGCUCGCUAUUAACAUUUGGGGCGCGGGGGGGGGGGGGGGGGGGGUUGUCGAGUUGUUUUGACCAACUUUUCCAAACAAUUGAGCCAAACAGUAAAAAAUGUUCCGGGAAAUUUCCAGCAUUUUCUCCAACAAUUGACCAACUUUAACUAGGAAUGUUCGGUAUGAGAAAUUUCCGGUAUCGGUAUACCGAAAAAAUUAUACCGAUAUUAUCGGUAUACCGGUUUUCCUUUGAUAAUUAUAAAAGAAAAUUAUUUAAUGGAAAUUUUAAGGAAAUUUUGAGUAAUUCUAAAAGGGAAAACGAUAAUUUCGAAGCUGUUUCGAACAUGUUUCGAAAGACACGUACUCAGUGUAAAAUCUCACUGAAGUGGAAAUUCUAAAUCAUUGCAGUAGAAAGUUCUUUGAAUUGCCAUUCAGUAGUAAAAUAAAGGUUAUGGUUUCGCCAUAUAGUUGGUAAAUUUAACACGGUAUACCGAAAAAUUCCAGUUAUAGGAAAUUUCGGUAUAUCGGUAUGGUUGAAUAUCCGGUAUCGAUAUACCGAUAUUGAUUUAAUAGCGAUAUUUUCGGUAUAUCGGUAUACCGAACAGUCCUAACUUUAACCUGCAACUAUGACCACAUUUUCCCAUUUUGAUCUUCAUCUUCUAUAGACUACAUAUAACAGUUCUUCCAAAUGAUUGUGUAUCUAUAAUGUUCCAAGCAGCACUAAGCUGUAUAUUAAUCAAAGUAAUCAUAAUUUUUACCUAAUUAAAAUUUGACAAUUUCGUUACACAAAUGUUGCCAUAUAUUGCAGAACAACGAAAGCGAGAGUAUUUUAAGCUGCUACGUCUGCCAUUUAACCGACUCCUCUGACGAGAAGGGCCACCUAAGAAAAUUUAGUGACAGUACAUGGACAACAAUAAAGCAUGUUGCUGCCCUGCGCAAGAAUUUGAAAUCUGACAAAUACCUUGGGGUUACACAAACAAUUUUGUCUAGCAGUGAUCGUGAAUCCUUAUCUAUCGGCUAUCACGCUUCCUGCCAUAAGAGUUACACAGCAGUAAAACGUGCGAAAGAAGAUCUGGCACCAGAUGAUGAAUCCGCGACAAAAAUUCGGUGUACCGAGACAAGACGUUCCAGUGCGUUUCCGAAGUCGGAUGGGCAAGGUAUAUUGAAAGGGACUUGCAUUUUCUGCAGUAAAAGUCGAAAAAAGAAAAAUGGAAAAGACGAGCCCAGACUGAAGGUUGCGACAAUUGCCGGUUGCGAGUCACUCUACCAUAGGGCAAAGUUUUCGAAAAACGAACAUAUAAAGAGUCUUGUUCGGAGUGGUGUAGACCUUAUUGCAAAAGAAGCAGAGUAUCACAAAUCCUGCCGUGUACAGUUUUUGAAAGAUACCGACAAACAAGAUAAACCCAUGGAAACGACAUCAUCGCAGUCCUGUCACAAAAUGGCAUUUGCAUCUUUACUUUCCUUUAUCCAGGAUGAAGUUUUGGCAAAGCAUCGAACAAUAUUCGUCAGUGAUUUACUUGCCAUGUACAAGGAGGAAUACGCCAGUAUUGGGGAAAGUGGGACAGAAUCAGAUGUACCGGUUUACACUGCUCAAAAUCUUACUAGAAAGAUAAAAGAUCAUUUGAAGGAUAGAGUUACGAUAACACUGGUAAACCAGCGAAAAGGUAACUGUAUCCAUAGUUCUGAUAUUCCAGAAGAGGAAGCCCAUAGUCGCCUUCAUGAAGAUUCGAAGCGGUACGAAGAAAAUAGCAAAUUAAGAUGGGCCGCUCUACAUCUCAGAUCUCAAAUUAUGAAGCUUCCAAAAACCAGGACACCUAAUCCGGCGACAGUGCAAACUUUGAAGGAAUGCGCCCCGGAAAUGCCAGAACAGUUAGACUUGUUCUUGAGAAGUCUUCUUGGCGGUAUUACACCCAUUCUUAACGGCACACAAAAGGAUAUCCUUGACCGAAAGGUGACUGCGAUGGGAUCGGAUGCCAUUUACAACGUCAAUCGUGGUACCGUAAAACCAUGGAAACAUACGGCAUUGGCUCUCGGUUUAGCAUCCCUUACAGGAUCAAAACUGGUUACACAGAUUCUGAACAGAACAGGACAUUGUAUUAGUUACAGUGAGACCAAAGGCCUCGAAACUGAGUUCGCCUAUUCAGUUGCGGGCGACGAGCACGACGCACCAGAUGGCAUUCGCCUUGAUCCAAACGUAUCAACAGCUUGUGUUUGGGAUAACAAUGAUGCGAACGUGGAAACCCUGGACGGAAAAGAAACGUUACACGCUACUGUAGGUCAUACAUACCAGAAUGUGUUGCAAGAUGAUGAACAGGCUAAUUCAAAUCCAAUCGCGUUUCGAGAAAAGAGAAAUCGACGGAGUUUUGUGGGAAACGAAAGAGAAAUACCAGCUUUCAGGAAAUCACUCCAUUCUGCCGAAUUUAUCAGUCCUACUGCAGCAGCUACCUCUGAUACCGUUGGCUCAGCACUCAGUACACCAGCCCGGACAACCGUCGGAGAAUCGGAUGAAUGCCAUGUUCACCUUAAGGUUGUGGAUCUGUAUUGGUUCUGGAAAUUGAUGGAAGGCAACACUCCAUUGUAUGCAGGAUUUAUGAGCAAGUAUAUCGAGGACCCUCUGCCACUUCAACGAAUUUGCUACAUGGAUCCAAUAUCCAGAUCACCCACAAAUAAUGAUGUCGUGAGGGAGACGAUGAUUCGUACCAUGAACGUUGCGAACGAAACGGGCCAAGAAUAUGCAGUAGUCACUUAUGAUUUACAGGUUGCCUUGAAAGCCUACUCUAUUCAGGCGAUCGAAACUCCCAUGUUUGACAAGCUGUUGGUAAUGUUGGGCCAUUUCCACGUCGAGUUGGCGUUCUACGGAGCGGUUGGUACAUUUAUAAAUGACAGUGGAAUCGAAUAUAUACUUACCGAAGCCAACAUCUUGGCAGAAGGUUCAAUGAUGGGGUUUAUCAAGGGAAAGUUCUAUAACAGAUGCACACGAAUCCACGAAUUACUUGCUAAUGUCUUGGAGCAGAAGUUGUACGAACGCUUUGUCUUUGAAACACCUGAAGUAGACCACGAUUUGUUCCAACAAGUGAUGUCCACAGUACCAGUGGAUUCCGGAAGAGCAUUGGAACACCUAACGGAUCCAGCUGUGACCGCUCACCUGCAGAAAUACGAGGAAUUCUUCCAGAAGGUUCUCGACGGAAAGCUCGGGUCAACAGCUCAGUUCUGGGCCAUUUACAUCUUUAUGAUCAAUCGCCUCCACAGAGAGCUGCAGAGAUGCGUUAAGAUGAACGACGUUGGUGGCUACAUUAAGAUAUUCCCAACACUGUUGGUGGUAUACUUCGCCCUGAACCGACCAAACUAUGCGAGAUGGGGAACACUUUUUUUGCAUAAGUUGAAGAGUGCAGACCCAGAGCUGCGUGAAGUAUUGGAGAAUGGUGCGUUUUCCAUAAGACGCACAAAGAAGAACUACAGCAGAUCUGCUGUCGACCUUUCCUUGGAGCAAACAGUGAACCGGGAUUCAGCAUCCAAAAUGAAGGGAAUAGUGUCCUUCCGAAACUCCGAGAGCGCAAUGAGACGUUGGUCAUUGAGUAUGACACAGCGAGCUACGGCAGUCACCGAACUAAGAGCAUUAGUUGGACUUGAACAGGGGGAAACUGCGACUUCCCAAUGUCGUCCUUCAAGAAUCAGGAAGGAUAACAAUCAGAUGGCAGAAUUGAGUGCAAAAAUUGACGAAUUUUGCAAUCCAUUUGGAGAUGAUGCCCCAACGGCUUUAGUAAACGUUGCAACUGGUCAAAUAGCAUCAAAGGUUACUGAAUCCUAUCUAAUCAAUGCGCUUCAAAGGGGUCAAGAAGAACGAGAUAAAUUCCAAGACGAGUGGAACAGAAACAGCCAUCGAUUUCUUGAGCCUGUGAAGCGUACGCGCAUACAGAACUUUGCUGCUCAAAACGUGAAGAAAAAGCUACCAGCCUCGCAGAAAGCCAAGGCAAACGCGGAGAGCUUGAGAGAUAUGUUUGCACGUAUGUUGGUAGUCGCUUCAGACAAGACCGAAUUAGACCUUCGGAAGAUCAUCUCCUACCCAAUUACGACCUACCCUCUGUCACUUGCACACUGUGAUGGGACGCAUAUGAAAACCGAGAAAUCAGCAUUGCUAAGAAAGCUAGAGUCCUUUCAGACGGAAACGAUCACAGAAACCCAGUUGCCAAUGAGUUAUGCACAAAUCUAUGAUGGAGGACUUCUUCUUCAUUCCAUACUCUCGCUAACAGCUGUGGGUGCAUCGUAUGCUUCAAUUGCUCGAACCAUGCUGUCAUUGGCAUGUUCAGGGAGGGCUCACGAAGUACAUGUUUGCUUUGAUAAGUACGUGGAGAACUCCAUAAAGGACAGUGAGAGAAGACAGCGUGGUGCAGUUGACACAGCAUACACAAUAACCGGUCCAGACCAGAAGAUCAGGUUAAGCGGAAAGAAGCUUCUCACGAAUGGAACAUUCAAGAACGAACUCGCAAAGUUUCUCUUGAAGGAGUGGAAGAAAACUAACUACCAGCAAACAUUUGGAGGAAAGACGUUGUUUGUAUCACACGGAGGCGAGUGUUUACAGUACGUACCAGACGAGCAGCAAGGUAUUACUGUUAGCAGACCAUCAUACCUACAAGGCGAUCAUGAAGAAGCAGAUACGCUGGUUGCCUUCCAUGUGGCAAAUGUUUCUGAAGCCGAAAAUGUUGUUGUGAGGGCAUCCGACACUGAUGUCCUAGUGAUUCUCAUUGGUGCGAUUGGGCGGCAAAAUGAAGAAGACAGCUCUUUACCUGACAUCAUAAUGGAUUGUGGCAUUGGAAACAGUCGGAGGUAUAUUAACGUGACCAACAUUGCAGAAAUCCUUGAAGAACACAAACCUGGUCUUGCUAGCGCACUACCCGGAUAUCAUGCUUUUACUGGAUGUGAUUUUACGUCAGCUUUUUAUAGGUAAGCACCUAAAUUAUUGGUUAUUUCACUUUUGGUAAAAUAUCUGUUAAAUAUUAUACAAACCAACCGAACUACAUUAAGAUAGAGAAAAAUAUGCAUUAUGAUAAAUAAAUGCAUUGGUCGAUAACAAUUGAGACCAACAUGAAUGUUUAACUCAAUUUUUUUAUUUGACUUUUCAGGAAAGGCAAAAGUAAACCUCUGUCCAUAAUUGAAAAUGACCAAUCAGGCUCCUACGUUAACCUCUUUAUUGAUAUGGGUGACCGGAAUAGUGAUGUUGACCUGCACAUCGCAUCAGAAUUUGUAUGUCGUAUAUAUGCUGUAACCAAGACAAAAGAUGUCAAUGAAGCCCGAUACCAGAAACUCAUACAAAUGACUGGCAAAGUUGAUCAGGUAAUCAUGGUCAAAGGACAAAAAAUAUAACUUAUAAAAGUUUGAUGAUGCCCUUCGUAUUUGUCUAUUUUGACAUGCAAACAAUAAAUUUGUCAAGAAAAUCAUACUCAUAAACAAUGUAAACCUAGCUAUUCCAAAAGCUUUCUCUCAUGUCAUUCAUUCACUUUUAGAAUGAUCCGCUGGCAAAUAUCAAACGGAUAGACUGUUCUUUGCUGCCACCUUCCUUGCCAGCCCUUAUGAUAAAAAUUCGGCGAACGCAAUAUGUCACAGCAAUGUGGACAAGAGCUGUUACCAACUGUCCAGCGGACGAUUUGUCACCAACAGAUUAUGGGUGGUAUGUUGAUAACACCCUCCUAAAGCCAACCUGGUUUGAAGGCCCUGCCAUACCAGAUAGUUUGUUUACAGAAAACAGCACGCAAAACAUGGAAAGUGAAGACGACAGUGACACUGAAUCAGAAGCUGACGAUGAGCUAGAGAGUCUGUCAGAUGUAGACAUAUGGAGCGAAUAUACAUGCAUGCGGGAGAGGAAGACGACGAUUGAUUGCUAUUGA
Molecule: messenger RNA, 6436 nt
Organism: Paramuricea clavata
Lineage: Eukaryota; Metazoa; Cnidaria; Anthozoa; Malacalcyonacea; Plexauridae
Source: the annotation of a GenBank genome assembly